GCUGCGGGACGUGUACGGGUGUCGAGUGUGCUGUCUGUCUCACCCCACUGGUUUACUCUUUCACACACUCUGGAGAUGGUCAGAUACAAGAGAGGGCCUUUAAUUCAUUUGUGAGCGUAGAUUCCGUCAUGGCACUGAUGAGGAUCGAGGGUCAGGGGUUUGCAGCUGCAGUCUUCUAUGGCGUGUGCUCAGCCUCCAUGGCCUUCUUGAACAAGGGUGUCAUCAACUCCUACGAAUUCCCUUUCCCGUUCUUCAUCAUGGCAUGUCAGAUGUUAGUGACUGUAGUGUUCCUUGAGAUACUAAUAACCCUCGGCAAAAUUAGUCUCCCAGCGUACACCUGGAGGUCUGCGUACAUGUUUCUGGCACCUUCUCUGGGCUAUGCCUUUCAUGCUACUCUUUCACUCAUGGCACUCCAAGGUAUGAAUAUUCCGAUGUAUGGAGCUGUUAAACGUUGUACGCCGCUGGUGAACCUAAUCCUAUCUGUGGUUAUCCUCCAUCGACCAUUUCCAUCUGUCACACUAAUUUCAUCAAUACUUAUUAUCACAACAGGCUGUUUUGUGGCAGUGCUGGGUGACUUGACAUUUGAUACAUUUGCUUACACCAUGGGUGGCUUCAGUGUGCUGGCACAAGGACUGUACCUGACCCUGGUGCAGCAGUGUGCAGAGAACAAGCUGUCAACCUGGGAGAUCCUCCAGUUAAACAGUUACAACACUCUCGGACCCUUCAUUAUAUCUUCAGUGCUUAUGGGCGAGCCUGAAGCCAUUGUACAAAACCGCUAUAUAACAGAUGCUGGCUUCCACUUCACCUUUUGGACGCUGGUCUGUAUGGGUGCUGUGUUGAACUAUUCACUCUUCUUGUGUACAGCACUCAACUCAGCACUCACCACAUCCCUAGUGUCUGUAGCCAAGUCUGCUAUCCAGACACUUGUAGGGUUCUUUGUUUUUGGUGGAGUUAAAUAUCACCCACUAAAUAUUGCAGGUAUUGUGAUGAAUACGGUAGGUGGCUUUAUGUACACUUACACCAAGUUCCAAGAAGGUAAGAAAAACACCUUCCAGAAGGAUGAGAAUUAUAAUAAAGUGUCUAUUAAUAGCAAUCUCAGUUUUCCUGCUGAAAAGUCAUUACAUGCAUCAGGUGUGACCAAAGACUUACAUGCACUCAGUGAAAUUAAAGUCAGUUAACAAUAUAUGUUUAUAAUCUUUAUAUACAGUAGUAACAUAUUUUAAGUGUGGAAUUAGAUAUAUUUCAAAAUAUGGCCCCUGACCCCCUCACCCAAGUAAUGUAUCCUUCAUCUACAAGAAAUGGUCAUUGUUAAAAAUUUAUUCACCCAAGGCUCUUUAGCUUCCAUUAUCAUGGCAACUUACAGGUAUUCCUCACUAUACAUAAGGCAUAGUUCCACAAUUGGUGGGUAAUGUAAAAAAUUGUACUGUACGUAUAUUGAAAGUGAUUUUCUUCGACAGUGUUAUAAAUGGAGGAUGAGUUCCUGGGGCUGAUUUUCACCUUUGUGCAACAAAAUUAAUCAAACUAAAUACAAAGGAGACAAUAAAUUAUAUGAAAUACAGUAUUGAUUAAUGUAUAAUUAAAUGAUUACUCAUCAUAAGUACUGAACAUAAAUAAAACUAGAGUAAAUUUAGAUAUCGAGGGGAUGAUGUGACUCAUUCAUGGUGUUGUUUAUCUUGCUCCAGAAAAUUCUCAUAGAUUCCCCUCACAGAGGAAAGGACACUGGUGCUGUUAUCAGCCAUACUUUCUCUCACAGAGAGGAAGUAGGGAUGGACACAUGUGUAGCUUCUAUGUGUACUUCAUCUUUAAAUUAUACACAACUCAGAUCACUGACAAGCCAAGAUAGGGUUGUUCCCUGAUGCCUGCAUCAGCACCACAACAUCUUCCAAUGAUACGAAAAAAAAAAUAUUUUGCUCAGUUCAGAGUUUUCAUUUAUAUAACAAAGCUUGGAUAAAAAUUACCAACAGUAGCAGUCAUUCAAUGCAAAGGGCAGGUCCCUGAUUUGAUGCCCGAGAUUGGCAAAAUAAUAAUACUUGUGCAGUGAACCCUAUUCAGUGGAGUGGUACAGUUUAUAGUGAAGUGGUUAGGAGCUUGGGUAUAUCUUUUAAAGUUUGUGCAACAGAAAAUAAUGGUUAUCAGUGAAAAUGCAUAGUGAAAAGUGUUCACUUAUUUAUAGAUGUUGUAUAUUCAAAAAUAAAUAUAGUGGGAGUGUGUAUAGUGAGGUCUGCCUGUAUUCAACUUAUGACAGCUGGCUACAUCACUGUUGUCAAGAUGCUGAAAAGCAUUGUUGUAUCUCAUUUCACUACCUGUAAAGUGUGUUGCAAUUUUAGGGAGAAUGGGAUUAUAUUAUUACAGAGCCUGAAUUAUGUGGUGGAAGCACACAGUUCGGCAUCUAGAUGUGGUUAGAGAAAUCAGUUGGUUUUAUUUAAAAAAAAGUGCAUGAUCACUUUCUUAUUGUCAGCACCACAGCCACCUUCUUGUUUGUUCAUCCGUCCAUAGUUUGACUCUAUCUCAUGUAAGCUCUAUAUUUAAAAUGGUUUGAUGUAAUUUUUGAAGCUAUGGUGAAUCGUCUUUGAAUGAAUUUUAAGAUUAUUAUUGAGCUUUAAUGAAGUUUCUGUAAAUUAUGUCAGUAUAUUCACUAAUGUACUGUAUUGAAUUAAUUUACAUGUGGGUCAAGUGUAGAGUACAGUAUAGUAUUAGAGUAUGUGCAGUAACUACACAUACCAGAGGGCCCUCUCCUUGUUGAGGGGAAGGUGCUAUAUAUUACUGUAACAUUUAUUAGGACAGUUUAAUGAACUAUAGUGUUAUUGAAUGUGAAGUAUACAUUAUGCAAUGUGAUAAUGGUGGGCUGUGACAAACAGUGUACCUUCUCGGGUGAAAGGGUUAGUUUGGUGUCAAGCUUGAUGAAGCAACUGCAGGAUAAUAGUCUAGUGCCUGACUCUCACAUAUCAUGAGUGAAGGUUGAUGCAAUAGUGUGUUCAUGUAACCAACUUUAAUCAUUGUUUGCUUUGCUUAGGUAUUAGUUUGUGUUAAAGGAACACUCGUGCAAUUCUGCAGUUGGUCAGGGAACAAAUUGGCACUUUCAGUGCAUUGCUUCUAACCAUAGCUAUAAUACUUAAAUUUUCAGGCAGAAAACUUUGUUCAUCAUUAACGUACACCUGUGGCAAAUAGUGUUCUUCAACCAUAGUGAAAUCUCCCUUAACUAGAUUAAUUGAUGUGUGUUGACUUACAAACAUUGCCUUAACCAAAUAUUUUCUGGGUACUUGUGCCAUUUUACAAAUACGUACUGUGCUAGAAACCCAAAACCUAGAAAAAUUAAGAAAAAUAUGUGCAAUAUUAAAAGAAAGCUAAAGGAGAAAAUGAAGUAAGUAGUACAGAAGAGAUGUAUAAAUGCCACAAGUACAAUUGCCAAUAUGCAUUCUGAAGAUUCAUGACAUUAGUAAACCAUUGUUUUAUUGGAAAUAUGAGGUAGGUGAUUUUCCAAACCCUUUGUUGUCCACACACACCUGACCCUCGCUUUAUGUUAAUUUGCAAUUAUGCAAGGACCCUGCUGCUGCCCAGAAUUUACUUGAUGCAAACAAGAAAAAAAAAAAACUUAUUCAUUACAGUAUGUGCAA
Homarus americanus (American lobster) is the source of this 3614-nucleotide messenger RNA. Its product is annotated as UDP-galactose/UDP-glucose transporter 7-like. Lineage: Eukaryota; Metazoa; Arthropoda; Malacostraca; Decapoda; Nephropidae. The coding region runs from base 129 to 1178 and encodes 349 amino acids. Gene Ontology annotation, molecular function: antiporter activity. The transcript has 8 exons. The record is from RefSeq and is a predicted model, not a curated record. Gene Ontology annotation, cellular component: Golgi apparatus.